AUGAGCUGCCGUUGCCGCCUGUUGCCGCCAUCCUCGUCCUUGCGGUUUUGGUUUGCACUCCCGGUAGUGGAUCACCUUCGACCGCACGUGGUCUCAACGAUUGCGUGUGGCAAGGCGCACACCAUCGCCGUGUCCGACCAGGGGCGGAUAUUCACCUGGGGUCUUUUUUCACAUUGGCUGCUGCUGGACUGGCUAUCUAAGCAUUCGGUUGUGCUUUGGCAAGCUGCGGCGAUCGCAUUCGCCGACUGGCCAUCAUUCAAGACGCUGGCCGAUGUGAUUAAAUUUGCUGGUUUGGCCGGUGAUCCUGCGGACAAGGACACGGAGGCCGGCUCUUUGAGUUCUCUGCUGGGCUCGGAUGGGAGUGAUCAUCCGCGUGUGUUUGCUAUGAUAUCCGAAGACGAUUUCUCUAAAAUUUUGGAGAAGUGGAAGGUGCCUGUGGUUUCAGGAGGGGCAGUUACACAGCAGGAUCCCACCCCUCGUCAGUCUGGACAAGGCGCGUUAGUUGGCAGGACAUGCAGAGUCGUUGUGGGUUUGAAUGUCACGCAACCGUCCGCUUCGCCAGCUGCUGCUGCUGUGACAGUGUCGGCCGCUCCCAAAAGGAAGGUCAAGCUCAAUGCUGUGAUAAACCAGACUGAUGACAUGGAAGUCGACAUCCUGGACGAUCAAGCAAUCACUGAUGCCUACGCCCGCUACACCAAGAAGAUUGGGGCAGCGCUGCCCCCGGAUCAGGAGCUGAGCUCCGAGCAGCUCACCACUCUGCACACUUUGUUCCAGAGUGGGAGGGCGCCCUACACUGACAUGGCUGUGUGGGGACCUUAUCAUCACCGCUUGGCCAAGAAGAUAAGGCUCAAAGGCAUCCGGCUGAACGCUCAAGGUGAGAUCAUUCCGGUGGAGAUACAGGGCCCUGCCGAUUUCGAGGCAUGGCGGGAGAGCUACAGUGUCUUCAGGACGGGAUGCAUCAUGUUCGGCCAAAUCUCCCCUGCAAGACUGGACAGCUAUGAGCAUCACAUUCGGUCUUAUCACGAACGUUACGGCAGAAGCUGCUGGGCACUGCUCUAUCAAGCCGAUGUGCGGGCUAGAUUGGAGUUGGCCGAGCGUCUAAGACGCCAAGGAAAAGAGGAAAUGGAUGCCGCCAUCGCUGCGGGAGGAACUCACGAGUUCAACCCUGCCACACCAUGGGAAUACGUCUGGAAGAUGCUGGUGAAAGACCAAUCGUUUUGGCAUAAAGAGCUCGAAGAACCUGCUUUGCUCAUUUUAGCCAAGACGCAAAGGAUGGCGCAUAUGCUGGGUGCUGACGCUGCGGUAGAGACCUCAGGGAAUGCCGGCACUGACAGAACCAUCCCAUCCUCCGCGACCACCGCCAAGCGCAAGCGCGAGGACAAUGUUCGCCAACACGUGGUUGGCGAGGAUGGCCUCUUGACUCAUAACCGCCGAGGCGCCGAAUUGUGCCGCGGCUUUCAGAAAGGAGAGUGCGUGGAGAAGGAUCGCAGCGGUUUCUGUGCAAAGAAUGGGCGGACAUUGAAAGAGGCGCCUUCGGAGGCCUGUGCAGAGGCAUCCGCUGACGUGGGCUGUGCAAGUGCUAGACCCGGGAGGUUACUUGGCUGUGAUUGCGAGGAUUGGGACAUCGAGAAUGGCGAUGACUACGACCUGGCGGAUGAUGCCGCCUAUCGCAAGCUGAGGGGGUAUCCGUGCCAUACAUUCUCAAAUGCUCGCAAGGAGGACGAUGGUGGGCCUCGACCACUACGGCUGCCUGGCGAUCGAGAUAUCUAUGGUCAAUCCGGACUCACGCCGGAAGAGAAGGAGGACGUCAGGCUGGGCACUCUUCUUGCUUUAAGGGCAGCUGAUAUCUUCAUGUGCUUUUAUGAGCUGGACAAGCCGGUCAUUCUGGAGCAGCCGCUGCGCCCUGACAACAGUGACGGGAUUAGCAUGCUUGACUUGCCCGAGUUUAAGCGCCUCCUUGCGCUGGAAGGUGUCCGACAUGUCAGGCUGGCACAGUGCAACUAUGGGGCAUCGUCAGAGAAACCCACCUCCCUAGUCCAUUUCAAGGUCGGCUUGGCCGAUGCAGUCGCCGAGUGCCAACAUCCAAAACGGUGGUGGCGACUUCCCAGCUCGGGAGCUUGGAAGAUGGCGGCUCACCCGCCGCUGAAAGGAAAGGAGGCCUACAUCCCAGCGGAUCAAUGGCGGCCUGCCAUGCUGCUCUCGGAAGAUGCAAAAGGGGCUAAAUUUCGAUUCGCGCCUUAUCUCACUAAGGCGGCGGCGUCGUACCCUGGCGGUCUCAAUGACUACCUGGCUGGGAAGCUCAAUGGGGCCCAUUCCUGUGCUGCGCCUCGAACUGCCACUUGGAAGCUUGCGGGCAAGUGGAAGAACGUGCUCGUCAGGGAGACCAGUGAGGAGCAGACUGGGGGGAUCGAUGGGAGCCAUGGCGUCGCGCCCAAACUGACUUGGGCGCCUUCUCUUAGAGGCCAUUCUGGUCAGACGAGCCCUGAUGACGUUGAAGCUUGCUUAGGCGGCAUGCGGCAUCCGAAGAAGGCGAUGGAGACAAUCCGAGGUUAUGACCGACUGGGCAAAGUCGUCUUCAAGGUGUUGGACCGCUACUUGGACUCCCAUCCUGACCUGCAGCAACAAUGCCUCGAGGCCAUUGGGUCAAAGGAUCCCAACAAGGUUCCCAGCGAGGACCACGUCGCGGCCAUUGUGCAUGAGCUCGAGGAUCUCUUCGGCCUGGGGGAGCGAACGCGUGAACAUGGCCUGGACUACGGCUUGCUGGGUGCGUGGGGCCGUAAAGCUGGUGACCCCGACGCGGAGUACAUCGAGACUUGGCUAAAGGGGGGAUCCCCGGCUGGCAUCGAUGCACCCAUCAAGGACCCAGGCAUCUUCCCGCAAAAUGACGCUGAGCCGGAGUCUGGCGACGGCGUGGACUACUUCCAUGAUCCGUCUGGCCAUGAGAACUAUAAAUCCGUGGAGGAUGAUCCCAUGGCACUUGUCGAGAUUCAGCGGCUGAUUGACACCGGCUACGUCAAGACGUUUGAUGACUUGGAUGCAUGUCAGGAGUGGCUGGGAGGGACUCCGCUCACUUCCAAGCUCGCCAUGGUGACCAAAGUGAGGCCCGAUGGCACCACCAAGCGGCGACUCAUCCUGGACUGUCGCGAGUCCGGAGCUAACUUGCUGGCUCAGAAAGGCGGCAGAGUGCAGUUGCCGCGACCCACGGAUUUGGUGGAUGACGCCUUAUUUCUCCUCAGUCGAGCUGAGGGCGAAGAGGUGGAAGCUUUGGUGCUGGACUUCAAGGAUUGGUUUUACUCCGUGCCACUCCAGCAUUCGGAGAGACGCUUUUUCACCGCCGCCUUUCGCGAGAAAGCUGGUGGGCCUCUGCGAUAUAUUGUGUUCACGACACAGACUCAAGGCAGCAAAAAUGCGCCCAUCAUAUGCGGCCGUAUUGCCGCAUACAUCGCCAGGCUGAGUCAGUCCCUGUUCCUCCUUGAUCAGGCGCGGUUGCAGCUGUAUGUUGAUGAUCCGUGCUUUCUUAUGUCUGGAGAUAGGAACCGCCGCGAUCGCCUGGCGUCGAUACUUAUCUGUUUGUGGUCGGCGCUUCGCAUUCCGCUGGCCUUUGGCAAAGCCGCCCGGGGCAACGACUUUACCUGGAUAGGCGUGCGCUAUUGCAUUUUGGCAGGCAAGGACGGCAAAGUUACUGUCACUGGCAAAGCCGAGCUGAUGGAGGAGAUCCUUGAAGCCACAUUAGCUCACCAAAGGACCAACGUGGUCAGCGUCCGAGACCUGCAAAAGUACGUUGGGAAGGCGAACUACGUGGCGGGCGUCGUUGACACAUGGCGCCCCUUCCUGACAGACUUGUGGGCUGUUAUAAACAGCUGUGGUCCGGAUGCAAGGCCUCCGAAUUGCGUCUGGACCAGACAGUGGGCACACGUUACAGCGUGGAUAAUCGCCUUCUACCAGGGUGAAGCCGGCGCUCUGGUGCGUGAGUACCGCGUCAGUCACUACUUUGGCAAGUCAAUCAAGGUACGGAUCGUCACAGAUGCGUCCCCUUGGGGCAUUGGAGGCUAUUUGGCGAUGAAUAACACGCCGAUCGCCUACUUUUCUGAUGAGCUCUGCGAAUUUGACUUGCGGCUCGCCAAUGCCGCGCUCGGGUCGCCAGAUGGCCAGCAGGUGUGGGAGUCACUGGCACUUUUGAUGGCUCUGCGCAUCUGGCGCUCGUACUGGGUCAGACGCGGGGUCGAACUUCACAUUGGAUCGGAUAGUGUUUCUGCUCUUAGCCUCCUUAUGAAGCUCAGGGCAAAACCCAAAGCUAAAGGUCUCGGCCGAAUUGCUCGAGAGUUGGCUCUGGACUUCAGUCGUUGCAGUUACCGACCUAGGUGGCACGAACACAUCCCAGGUGUCUCCAACGUCGUCUCCGACAAGCUCAGCAGACGCUUUCAGCCUGGAAAGUCUUUCGUGUUGCCUGAAGUUCUGAAGCACGCCACUGAAGCAAAAGUUCCGAUCCGAAAUGAGAAUUUCUUUCAAUGCGAGUCGGCCGCAAGCACAGCGGAGUAG
Symbiodinium natans is the source of this 4539-nucleotide messenger RNA. The record is from the annotation of a GenBank genome assembly. Lineage: Eukaryota; Dinophyceae; Suessiales; Symbiodiniaceae.